Molecule: messenger RNA, 2676 nt
Organism: Alosa alosa (allis shad)
Lineage: Eukaryota; Metazoa; Chordata; Actinopteri; Clupeiformes; Clupeidae
Gene: appb
Product: amyloid beta (A4) precursor protein b
Biological process (GO): central nervous system development; axonogenesis
Cellular component (GO): Golgi apparatus; early endosome; cell surface
Molecular function (GO): transition metal ion binding; heparin binding; serine-type endopeptidase inhibitor activity
Source: RefSeq, a predicted model, not a curated record
CGGCAGGUCAGGUGACCAGCGCUGGAGCAGCUGUGCAGCCUCGCAGUCGUUCUCCAUCACACAUUACACACUGAAAAGGCAUUCGCGUCUAAGAGGAGCGGAAGACAAACCAGCAAAACCGCAGAAUAAACCCCAACACACUCAGUGGACGUGUUGCCACAGGGAAUAGCCUAGACAUGGGCGACCAUACGGCACUUUUGCUGUUGAUGGUAGCAACCUUGACGUUUGCAAUCGAGGUGCCAUCAGAUGAGUCUGUGGGUUUGCUGGCGGAGCCCCAGGUGGCCAUGUUCUGUGGGAAGCUCAACAUGCACAUGAACGUGCAGACUGGCAAGUGGGAGCCCGACCCCAGCGGAACCAAGAGCUGCAUCGGCACCAAAGAGGGCAUCCUGCAGUACUGCCAGGAGGUCUACCCCGACCUGCAGAUUACCAACGUGGUGGAGGCCAACCAGCCGGCCAGCAUUGAGAACUGGUGCCGCAAGGGCCGCAGGCAGUGCCGUGGCCACGUGGUUAUUGUGGUGCCCUACCGUUGUCUAGCUGGAGAGUUUGUAAGCGACGCACUCCUGGUCCCGGAUAUGUGCAAGUUCCUGCACCAGGAGCGUAUGGACAUGUGUGAGAGCCAUCUGCACUGGCACACUGUGGCCAAGGAGUCCUGUGUCGACCGUUCCAUGAAUCUCCAUGACUACGGGAUGCUGUUGCCAUGCGGCAUUGACCGUUUCCGUGGCGUGGAGUUUGUGUGCUGCCCACUGGAGUCCCAGCGCAACUCGGACAGCGAGGAGCCCGAUGACGCCGACUCUGUGGUGUGGUGGGGAGCUGAGGAGUACACAGACAAUACUGAUGAGAGCAUGCCCCGUGAACAGGCGCCUGUAGAACAGCAGCAGGAAGAGGAGGAGGAAGAAGAGGAGGGUGAGCCAGCUUUGGUGGAGGAGGAAGAGGAGGAGGAGGAAGAUGACGACAUCAUGGACGAGGAAGACGAGGAGGAGUCCUGGGACAACGAUGAGGACGGCGACGGAGUGGAGGACGAGGAUGAGGACGACGAUGACGAAGACGAUGCCACAGAUGAACGCGACACCAGCGAGCAGACCUCCAUUGCCAUGACAACCACCACCACGACCACCACCACUGAAUCUGUGGAGGAAGUUGUGCGAGAGGUGUGCUGGGCUCCGGCUGACAGGGGUGCGUGUUCGAACAAGCUGAAGCGCUGGUACUUCAUUGCGGAGACGGGCCGUUGUGCGCAGUUCAUCUUCGGCGGCUGCGGCGGCAACCGCAACAACUUUGAGUCGGAGGAGUACUGCAUGUCCGUCUGCAGCAGCAGCCUGCUUCCCACCAUGGCCCCAGCCCCCCCCAACGCGGUGGACCGCUACCUUGAGGCGCCUGGCGAUGUGAACGAGCACGCCCACUUCCAGAAGGCUAAGGAGAGCCUGGAGGCCAAACACCGCGAGCGGAUGAGUCAGGUGAUGAGGGAAUGGGAGGAGGCUGAGAGGCAGGCCAAGAACCUAACUCGCGCAAGCAAAAAGGCCGUCAUCCAGCGUUUCCAGAUGAAGGUGGAGGCCCUGGAGCAGGAGGCAGCCAGCGAGCGCCAGCAGCUGGUGGAGACGCACAUGGCCCGCGUGGAGGCGCUGCUCAAUGACCGCCGCCGCCUGGCCCUGGAAAGCUACUUGACCGCCCUGCAGGCUGACUCCCCCAGGCCCCGUCAGGUGUUCACCCUGCUGAAGAAGUACGUGCGCGCGGAGCAGAAGGACAGACAACACACCCUGAAGCACUUUGAGCAUGUGCGCAUGGUGGACCCCAAGAAAGCUGCCCAGAUCCGACCUCAGGUGCUGUUCCAUCUGCGUGUCAUUGAGGAGCGCAUGAACCAGUCUCUGGGCUUCCUCUACAAGGUGCCCAGGGUGGCCAGUGAGAUCCAAGACCAAGUGGCGCUGCUGAUGCAGAGGGACCAGUCGGAGGUGACCCAGCAGGUGUCAUCCCUGCAGACGGAGAAGCGUGUUAGCUACGGCAACGAUGCCCUAAUGCCUGACGCCCAGAUUGACAGUACCACCGCGCUGGACGAGCUGCCCCCCGAGCAGGACGGCCUGGGCUUCAUCCACCCCGAGAGCUUCAACCAGGCCAACACCGAGAACCACGUUGAACCUGUUGAUGCCCGCCCCAUUCCCGAUAGGGGACUUCCCACUCGACCUGUGUCUGGUCUGAAGCCGGAGGAGAUGCCUGAGGUCCGCAUAGACACAGAGGACAGACAUGGCGUCGGCUAUGAAGUACAUCACCAGAAACUGGUGUUCUUCGCUGAGGAUGUGGGCUCCAAAAAGGGAGCCAUCAUUGGGCUGAUGGUUGGUGGUGUUGUCAUAGCAACUGUCAUCGUCAUCACUUUGGUUAUGCUGAGGAAGAAGCAAUACACCUCCAUCCACCAUGGAGUCAUAGAGGUGGAUGCUGCCAUCACUCCAGAAGAGCGCCACCUCACCAAGAUGCAGCAGAACGGCUAUGAGAACCCCACCUACAAGUACUUUGAGCAGCUGCAGAAUUAAGCCCCCGCCUGCCUGCCGGCUCCCCAAGCUUUACACAUGAAACCGCACGCGCACAUAGCAGCCCCCGUACCCUCUCCAGUGCUCCACACUCCUCAGACCUCCCCCAUGCGCCCCCACCUCCCCCGCCACCCUCAGACCCUCCCCAGGGGCACCCCCACAG